AUGGUCUUUAGGGCGGCCGGGGGCAAAUUACCGAGCUAUGUUCCACCCAUUAAGAUAAGCAAUAUAGAACUCGAGCGGGUCUAUCAAUACAAGUACCUUGGCCAUUUUGUCUCCGCCGACCUUAAGGACCUCAUGGAUAUUGAGAGGGAACGCAGGGCGCUGGCGGUCAGGUGUAAUAUGGUGGUGCGAAGCCUUUGGACCAACUAUACGCACAGAGCCAUCAGCGCCCUGCGAGUACAAUAUAACAAUGGUUUUCGUAUGUUGUUGGGGCUGCCGCGGUUCUGCAGCGCGUCAGCAACUAUCGAUCACCUGCUGUUGAAUGUGCCGGACAACGCGACGGUGCCGACCGGCAGCUGCUCAGGCAACAACAGCCAGUGGCUGACGAUCAGCUGGCCCGCGCCCGCCAACACCACCAACAAUCUGACGCUCGUCUUCCAACGCAACGACACUACACACAACUAUGCCCUCAGCGCCGUCAAUCUUACACUCAGUGCGCAUAUGUUCCCCAACGCUUCGAUGCUGACGCCCACUGUGGAGUCGUGGCACGGCGCGGAGUGGCUGACGCCGCUGGCGACCUCGUACCGCUGCGCCGCGCCCGCGUCCCUCAACAUGGGCGCCGCCCACGACAGCGUCACCGCCUCGCUCACCCUCUCGCAGCUGCAGGAGGAGGCCUUCCGUUCGGCGCACGGCACUUCGUUCAGCGCUGCGCGUGAGUGCGGCGGUGGUGACGUCCCGGACGCGGUGCCGAUCGCUGUGGGGUGCGCGCUGGGAGGGUUGGUGGUGGUGGUGCUGGUGGCGUACCUCGUCGCGCGCCGCCGCUCCGCCGCGAGGGGAUACCUCUCUAUGUAAACGGCUCAAGGGCAAUCAUCCUGGGUAGUGAGUAACCACAGUCAAUAUAAAAGAAUGAACACAAACCUUCAGGUAACCCGAUCCGUAUCACUUAUGGCAUCGCCCAUUCUCGCGGCCAAAUUCACAAUGUAUUAGCGCAAAUGCAAUCUUCUAACAUUUCACAUUUAGUUUUUCAAAGUAGGUAGUGUAAUUGCUCAAACUCUCGGUUUGAUACGUCACAUUUGACAGCUAUCAUGUGACGUCACUUAAAAACAAAGUACGUGGUCGAGUCGUAGUUAGAUUGUUCCAGUCAUCAUAGAGCGCUUGCUACCUAGUAAUUAACCAUUAAAAACUCUAGAAGAGAGCUUUCCCAACUAUGAGUUUGGUUUCCGUCUGUCGAAUUUGUUGCUUUUACAAGCGGAAUUUCUUCUAGAAUUAAACGCCACUUGACAGCUGUCAAAUAUGUCAAAUUAUAACAAGAGUACUUUCCUUUGAUGCGGUACCUACAAUCCGGAAGAUUAGAGAAAAAAGAAUGUAUAAUUCUAUAUUAACAUUAGAUUAUGUAGAUAAACGUGUACUAAUAUUACUACGUCUUCAAAGAACUAUCAAUAUUUUUAUAUUCAUAGUGUUAUCAAUAUUUAGCUUUUAAUGUAUCUGUAAGGCCCGUGUUAAUAAACCAAUCAAAAUAAAUCCGGUAUAAAGCGUAACUGAGAUGUCAAGGUGGUUUUUGACAACUCUCAAAUUAUAUGCGUUAUCAAUGAGUAAUCGUUGAUGUGAAUUCGGGUUAUCUUAUUCAUAAAGACAGUGGAUUUAGGCAACUUUUUAAUAUAAAUCCAGCACUUGAGAUGGAUUUAUUACCACUUGCCUAAAAAUCCUUUUCGCUUAUUUAUUUCAUUUAUUCUUUUUCUUUUCUUUUUAUUAAUCUUUUUUUUUUAAUGGGUCAGUCUUGAACAAAUGUUGUGCCCUCUUUUAAAAGAUGGCUAUGGUUUUUGUUAUUAUUUCUUUUUUGAAUAUAAGCUAUAAAAGCUUCAUAACAUAACAUACUCGAAAGUCAACUGUUUUAAAAACUAUGACCAUAAAAAUCCCGCCAUUUUUUU
This is a messenger RNA of Hyposmocoma kahamanoa, 1925 nucleotides long. It is a transcript of the gene Lamp1, whose product is annotated as lysosome-associated membrane glycoprotein 1. Gene Ontology annotation, cellular component: membrane. The record is from RefSeq and is a predicted model, not a curated record. The coding region runs from base 1 to 849 and encodes 282 amino acids. The transcript has 6 exons. NCBI's taxonomy places the organism in Eukaryota, Metazoa, Arthropoda, Insecta, Lepidoptera, Cosmopterigidae.